GGAAAUUGCUCAUAUCACUAAUUGCUGCAUCUUCAACGCUGUGUGCUACCAUAUUCUUGCUCAUGGGGUGCUUCUGGGUUUAUCAAAGAAAGAAAAUCAAGAAAUCUCACAGGGACGCCAUUCAUAUUCCACCAGAUAUUGUUAAUGGGCAUCCAUUUUCAUCAUACAUUAGAAAACAGACCUCUUUGAAGUCAAGUAUUUGGAAAGGGCAUGUUUCUUUGUGGGAAUAUGACACACUUGAAUCAGCCACAAAGAGUUUUCAAGAGAGUGAGAUCUUAGGUGGAGGGGGGUUUGGGUCUGUGUACAAGGGAAAAGUAGAAGAGAACUUUUAUGUUGCUGUGAAGAGGCUUGAAGUUGGAAGACCAGAUUCAGUAACAACAUUUGAGACUGAGAAAGAGGUAUUGAGUGCAAUUCAGCAUCCAAAUAUAAUUUCACUGUUGGGAUAUAGCAUUCAUGCUGAGACCAGGCUGCUAGUUUAUGAAUUGAUGCAGAAUGGUUCUCUGGAAAAUCAACUGCAUGGACCCUCUCAUGGAUCGGCAUUAACGUGGAACCGCAGAAUGAAAAUUGCCCUUGAUAUUGCAAGGGGAUUAGAAUAUUUACAUGAACGCUGCAAACCGCCCGUCAUCCAUAGAGACCUGAAAUCCUCAAACAUUCUUCUAGAUGCCAACUUCAAUGCCAAGCUUUCAGAUUUCGGUCUUGCUGUGCGUCACAUGGCUCGAAACAAGAACAAGAUUAAGCUCUCAGGAACUGUUGGCUAUGUAGCUCCAGAGUACCUACUAGAUGGAAUACUAACAGAGAAAAGUGAUGUCUAUGGCUUUGGAGUUGUGCUUUUAGAGCUUCUACUAGGAAGAAGGCCAAUGGAGAAACUGGAACCAGCUCAAUGCCAGUCUAUCGUCACGUGGGCCAUGCCACAACUCACAGACAGAUCAAAGCUUCCAAGCAUUGUUGAUCCCGCGAUUCGCGACUCAAUGGACAUCAAGCAUCUCUGCCAGGUUGCAGCUGUUGCUGUGCUCUGCGUUCAGCCGGAGCCAAGUUAUCGUCCAUUGAUAACAGACGUGUUGCAUUCUCUUAUACCUCUGGUACCCAUUCAUCUUGGUGGGACGCUAAGUGUUUCUCAGGAACUGUGAUUUUCAGGCAUUGAUCUUCGCGGGACGCUUCAAGUUUCUCAACAAUCACUGAGGUUUUUUUUGGUCAUGGAACUAAUAACAUCUCACUGACAUCUCUUCUCUCCAUCUCUCUACUUUGGAUCUAGACAUCCAUUGAGAAUGAUAAAGAGAGUCACAUUACAUAUUUCCUCUUGUGAUGUGAAUGAUGAGCCUGUUUGGGAAUAGCGUUAGAGAUUAACGUUAGCGUUUUGGAUAAAAUUUUAAUGGUGCAGAUUACUUUGAAAACGCUAACGCUAAACGCUUGCCGUAGAUAGCCUUUUUCAAAACGUCGACGCUAAUCUCUAACGCUAUUCCCAAACAGACCCGAUAUCUCCCAAAUAUUUCAACUGUAAUUUAGAUGAGUGAGGGAUAUAUAAUGAGAACAGAAUCCAUACAAUAUUCUUUGAAUGGAUUGGAAAAAAGAUAAUGGCCUUGU
Molecule: messenger RNA, 1581 nt
Organism: Cuscuta campestris
Lineage: Eukaryota; Viridiplantae; Streptophyta; Magnoliopsida; Solanales; Convolvulaceae
Source: the annotation of a GenBank genome assembly